GAUGAGUGGUUCUAGCAGGUUGGCCCACCUUAGAAUAUACUUCUAGCCGCCUUGGAUCAGAUGUAUUGUAGGAGGGAAAAUGAUCAGUUGAAAAACCAAAUCAUUCAUUUGUGCGCUAUUGGCAUUCGCAGUCACAGGGCACAUGGUCGAAAAAACAUAAACAAAUCACCAAUACAUAACAGUUUCAUUUGCGCCGGCAGUGUUGAAUGGGCACAUAGUCACAAACACAGAACACGAGUCAGAACCCCGAUUAUCGAUUAAUUCUGUAAUCCUUCGGGGAGAGCUUAGAAGCAGAUUUGUUUUCCGCAACACAGCAAACAAAGUCGCCAAAAUUGUGUGGACAAUGAGCGAAUCUGGAGUGAGGCAGCGCAAAAAAAGCGCUGGUGAUGGGAAAGUUCGUAAACCUAUCGCAGAACUCUCAGACAGCGAAUCAACAUCAUCGAAUGUGGGCUAGACUGGUACUUAUCGUAGGAAUUGGUGUGGUAGUAUAUUUUACCACAUUUAGAACAAGAGAGAAGAAGUUCGCUACGCAGAAAGAAACACUAGAGCUUCGUACACAGAAAUUGGAUUGCUCCAAAUCGUACUUCGAUGAGAUUGCUAAAUUCCCCGGAUGUAUUCCAGCCCAUUGUGGACGUUUUGUCAGUGACAAUAUAGUAACCGCUACAGAAGUCGAUGUUCUGUUGAAUUUGGCUAAGUCAGGAUUCCAAUUCGGCCAAUCCUCUGGUGGUGCUUCAAUUUUGGAUCUUCACUCAGGAGCUCUUUCGAAGGACACUCAGUUUAUCAACAUAUACAAAAUACCAGAAGCGAAAAAGAUUUUCACAGUUGAUCAUAUGAAUACCUACAAAAAUGUCAGAGACAAGGUUCAGCAAGCAAUCAGCGACAAUAUGAAGAUUAACAAAGAUUCAUUAUUCCUUACUCACCCCACGUUUUUCUCGCGAUUGACCAAUGAAUCGGCUAAAACCAUACACGACGAGUAUUGGCAUCCCCACAUUGAUAAGGACACUUACAGUUCGUUCCAUUAUACGAGCUUACUCUAUCUGAAUGAUUUCGGCAAGGAUUUCACCGGUGGCAGAUUCGCCUUCAUUGAUAGCGCUGGUAAGCAUAACAAAACCAACGUUUACAUCGAACCAAAACUGGGCCGAGUGAGUGGGUUCACUUCAGGAGCGGAAAAUAUGCAUUAUGUUGAGGAGGUUACCACUGGGAUACGCUAUGCGAUCACAAUUUCCUUCACGUGCAAUAGGGAGCAUGCUAUGGCGGAUCCACAAUUUUCAAUUGAGAUGGAUGAUGAAUCCUAGACAGGAUCUAACGCGUACAACUAUUUGUUUGCAGUAUUAGUUUGCUUUUCAACACAGGUAUUAUUACUUUAGUUAGUUUAAUUCACUUUAGGUGUGUUAGCAUUAGUUCACAAAACAAAUCGAGAGUAUUAUUUCAGUCCAUGUUCUGUCAUUGCUCUUUUGCUGUUAGAAGCCUAUAAAAAAUAACAAUUACCCUGAAAUAGCCGGAGUACUCACUCUAAGUCUAUAGUGAUCGUUCGAACAUCGGCAAUAUGCAGAAAAUUUUGUAGCAAUAUUGAACCUGUAUAUUUAUAACCCCAUUACUGAUAUCAUUAGAAACAAUUUGAAUCAAUAAAUUAUGUUUGUAUUAGUGAAA
Toxorhynchites rutilus septentrionalis is the source of this 1650-nucleotide messenger RNA. Its product is annotated as 2-oxoglutarate and iron-dependent oxygenase domain-containing protein 3-like. Gene Ontology annotation, molecular function: oxidoreductase activity, acting on paired donors, with incorporation or reduction of molecular oxygen; L-ascorbic acid binding; iron ion binding. Gene Ontology annotation, cellular component: membrane. The record is from RefSeq and is a predicted model, not a curated record. Lineage: Eukaryota; Metazoa; Arthropoda; Insecta; Diptera; Culicidae. The transcript is spliced from 2 exons. Bases 387 to 1295 code for a protein of 302 amino acids.